Molecule: messenger RNA, 5286 nt
Organism: Acipenser ruthenus (sterlet)
Lineage: Eukaryota; Metazoa; Chordata; Actinopteri; Acipenseriformes; Acipenseridae
Product: zinc finger protein ZFP2-like
Exons: 2
Coding region: 113-2053 (646 amino acids)
Biological process (GO): regulation of transcription by RNA polymerase II
Cellular component (GO): PcG protein complex; transcription regulator complex
Molecular function (GO): RNA polymerase II cis-regulatory region sequence-specific DNA binding; DNA-binding transcription factor activity, RNA polymerase II-specific
Source: RefSeq, a predicted model, not a curated record
CCUCACAAUAUUCUUCCCUGAAGGAGAGAGAGGAGGCCGGAGAGGCUGAAUUAACGAGAAAUUUGUUGAGAAGACAAAACUGGAUUAUCCUUGUGAAACAGAAGAUUCAACGAUGGAGUCUGUCCAUAUUAAACAUGAGAGACCUGUACUAGAAUCAGUCCAUAUUAAAGAGGAGAGUCCUGUACUAGACUCAGUCCAUAUUAAAGAGGAGAGUUCUGUCUUAGAAUCAUUCCAUAUUAAAGAGGAGAGUCCUGUACUAGAAUCAGUCCACAUUAAAGAGGAGAGUCCUGAACUAGAAUCAGUCCAUAUUAAAGAGGACAGUCCUGUACUAGAAUCAGUCCACAUUAAAGAAGAGAGUCCUGAACUAGAAUCAGUCCAUAUUAAAGAUGAGAGUCCUGUACUAGAAUCAGUCCAUAUUAAACAGGAGAGACCUGUACUAGAAUCAGUCCAUAUUAAAGAGGAGAGUCCUGUACUAGAAUCAGUCCAUAUUAAAGAGGAGAGUCCUGUCCUAGAAUCAGUCCAUAUUAAAGAGGAGAUUCUUGUCCUAGAAUCAGUCCAUAUUAAAGAGGAGAGUCCUGUAGUAGAAUCGGUCCAUAUUAAAGAGGAGAGUCCUGUAAUAGAAUCAGUCCAUAUUAAAGAUGAGAGUCCUGUACUAGAAUCAGUCCACAUUAAAGAAGAGAGUCCUGAACUAGAAUCAGUCCAUAUUAAAGAUGAGAGUCCUGUACUAGAAUCAGUCCAUAUUAAAGAGGAGAGUCCUGUCCUAGAAUCAGUCCAUAUUAAAGAGGAGAUUCCUGUCCUAGAAUCAGUCCAUAUUAAAGAGGAGAUUCCUGUCCUAGAAUCAGUCCAUAUUAAAGAGGAGAGUCCUGUACUAGAAUCAGUCUAUGUUAAAGAGGAGACUCAUCAUCCUAACUGUCGUGAAUGCGGGGCAGAUUUCAGACACCAUAGCCCCGUGAAACACCACCUGCGAGUUCUGAAGGUACAGCUGGGUUAUCCUUGUGAAAGGCAGGAUUCAGAGAUGGAGCCUGUCCACAUUAAAGAGGAGCUUGCUGAACUAGACCCUGUCCAUGUUGAAGAGGAGGGUAACCAUUUUAAAACAAGCAGCUUGCAGGGCUCUCUGUCCUGUACAGAAUGUGGAAAGAGUUUCAGACAGUUACAAAACCUGAAACUUCACCACAAAAUCCACACUGGAGAGAAACAACAUGUCUGUCCUGACUGUGGGAAGAGAUUCAGACGUUUACAACACCUAAAACUCCACCAGCGAAUCCACACUGGAGAGAAACCGCAUGUCUGUGCUGACUGUGGGAAGAGUUUCAGAUAUUCACAAAGCCUGAAAUAUCACCAGCGAAUCCACAGAACGGAGAAAUCACAUGUCUGUGCUGCCUGUGGGAAGAGUUUCAGUCAGUCAGGCACCUUGAAAACACACAAGAGAAUCCACACUGGAGAGAAACAACAUGUCUGUGCUGACUGUGGGAAGAGUUUCAAUCAUUUAAAAUACCUGAAAAUUCAUCAGAGAAUCCACACUGGAGACAAACCACAUGUCUGUGCUGACUGUGGGAAGAGUUUCAGUCAGUUAAAAAACCUGAAAAAUCAUCAGAGAAUCCACACUGGAGAGAAACCACAUGUCUGUGCUGACUGUGGGAAGAGAUUCAGUCAGUUAAAAAACCUGAAACUUCACCAGCGAAUCCACACUGGAGAGAAACCGUAUUCCUGUGCUGACUGUGGGAAGAGUUUCAAUCAGUCAGACCACUUGAAAAGACACCAGCGAAUCCACACUGGCGAGAAACCAUAUGUCUGUGCUGACUGUGGGAAGAGUUUCAGACUGUCAGGCGAUUUGAAAAUUCACCAGCGAAUCCACACUGGAGAGAAACCACAUGUCUGUGCUGACUGUGGGAAGAGUUUCAAUCAGUCAGGCCACUUGAAAAGACACCAGCGAAUCCACACAGGAGAGAAACAACAUGUCUGUGCUGACUGUGGGAAGAGUUUCAGACGUUUACAAAACCUGAAAUAUCACCAGCGAAUCCACACUGGAAGAGAAACCGCAUCCGUGUCAUAAAUGUGAAAAAAGUUUAACCCGCGCUCAGAAAUUCCAGUCGUUUUAAACAGCAGCGUAAUAUAGAAUCUGUGAGAUCUCUGGUGAAUGUCUACAGAUGAUACAGAUUCAUCAAUAUUAAACACAGUGCUCUGAAGCCGUUACAUUAUAAAGUACAUUCUUAGUUUGCAAUCCAUUGAAUAUACAGACGCCUCGGAGCGUUGUGUGAUACGAGGCAAAGCCGAGUGCCUCCAACCCCUGAGAAGUCUGUAUAUUCAACGCAUACGCCGUGGGAGAAAUUCAUAGUUGUAAUUGAAUGUACUUUGUAAAAUGACAUUUCAAAUCUUAAACUAUGAGGCUUAAGAUGCUGUGAUGUUAAUUAAGUGUGUCUUCCCCCAGCUUUCUCCCAUAACAUUCAAGAUCUGCUUCAAAGGACUGGAUAUUAGUAACAGAGGGUCAUAAAGAUUUAAAUUGGAUUCAGUUCAGAUUACCUGCCAGUCUGAUCUAAACAAACAGAGCUGAUUCUUAUCUGUUAAUUAAGAAAGUCUGUCUGGAAGCCAGGAUACAACUUUCUUCCUAUAAAGGGUUAAGAAGUGCGACACCUGGUGGAUACGAGGUGCCAUGACUUUCAAGCCAUGAAAUGAAUUGUUAUCCUGAAACACAAGUGAAUGAAACUGACAUGUUUAUCCUUCUGUCAUCAAUAAAACUAUAUUUUGUUUCUAUACAUGUUUUGAAUCCUGUUCUCUCUCCCCCUCUCUCUCUCUCUCUCUCUCUCUCUCUCUCUUUCUCUCUCUCUAUGGAGGAGGGUCGCUCCCUGUGUUAAUGAUGCACAUUGCUUGUGUAAAAGGAAGCGUCAUUCAAACUUGUAAGCCAAUGAAAGGACUGAUUUCGGUCAGGGAUUACCUUCCUGUUUUACCCGGAAGUGAUUGGAUCACCACAGUAAACUCCUCUUUGGGCGCUGUAUUUAAAUCGCAACACUCAUGAAAUGUUUGAAAAAUUAUCUCUUAAACUAUCCCUUUGAAUUCGUUUUGAAUCACAGCCUGUUGACUCUCCAGCUCCUAUCUGUUCAACUCUUCCUAACAUCAUGAACUGCAUUGGAAUGAAGAGAUCAAGCUGUUUUAAUCAGCAAGAAGGGUUUCUAUUACCAUGAUUAGCAAGCUGUGUGUUAAUUGAGUUCAGAUGAACUUCAAGAUUGAGAGAAAUAAUCUGAGUAAACCCGAUCUGUGUGACACUGAAUUCAUUUCAUGAAGUGUCUGAAGAGACCAGAAGACUCUGCCAGUGUGUUUUGUGUGGGACGUGGGCCUCGUUUUAUUAAUAAGUUUCUUUUUAGUUCUAUUGUAACGUUAUGCUUGAGUUUUUAAAGGUUGUAUUUAACUUCCAGUGACACGUAAACUCAGUAUAUGAAAGAGAAGGAGUUGCUUCAGUAAAUAUCAAUGCAUCACAUCUGCAUCAAAGAACAGGAAAGCAUCUAAACAAUAGAGUUCAAUGCAGAACGGAAUGUGGGGAUUUGAAACUAAUAAAUGGUAAACGUUGUUCAGAUUUGAAACAUGGUCUGGUCUCAUCCUUAUAGAGCAACACAGUAGUUAAUUCCAUGUUUACCUGAAUCCACAAACCUUACAGGCUGCAGCGUUAACCUGUAGUGUAGAGAGACAGGGCGGUACACCUGCCAUACACACACAGCAUGCAAAUACACACAAUACAGCACUGUGCAAAAGAGCUGGCCAAAACAUUAGGAACACCUGCCAUACACACACAGCAUGCAAAUACACACAAUACAGCACUGUGCAAAAGAGCUGGCCAAAACAUUAGGAACACCUGCCAUACACACACAGCAUGCAAAUACACACAAUACAGCGCUGUGCAAAAGAGCUGGCCAAAACAUUAGGAACACCUGCCAUACACACACAGCAUGCAAAUACACACAAUACAGCGCUGUGCAAAAGAGCUGGCCAAAACAUUAGGAACACCUGCCAUACACACACAGCAUGCAAAUACACACAAUACAGCGCUGUGCAAAAGAGCUGGCCAAAACAUUAGGAACACCUGCCAUACACACAUAGCAUGCAAAUACACACAAUACAGCGCUGUGCAAAAGAGCUGGCCAAAACAUUAGGAACACCUGCCAUACACACACAGCAUGCAAAUACACACAAUACAGCACUGUGCAAAAGAGCUGGCCAAAACAUUAGGAACACCUGCCAUACACACACAGCAUGCAAAUACACACAAUACAGCACUGUGCAAAAGAGCUGGCCAAAACAUUAGGAACACCUGCCAUACACACACAGCAUGCAAAUACACACAAUACAGCACUGUGCAAAAGAGCUGGCCAAAACAUUAGGAACACCUGCCAUACACACAGUCCUGUUCAGUUUGACGCUACAAUAUAACCCCUUCUUCUUGGUGUCUGUGUUAGUUUACUACAUUCUGAAAAGAGUUUAGAAUACAAUAAAGCCAGUAAUUUAAGCAAUGUUCUGCCUGCCUGGAACUAGAAUGGGGAAUGUAAACUAACUGGAAAGUCAUCAAUCUAGUUUCUGAUGAACUAGUUCUGCACAGAAAGCUGAACUCUGGUAGAAUGAAGCAAACAUUCACUCAGGAAUAAUAUUGUAGUUUCUGUAGAAGCUCUUAUCCAAUUGUAGAUUCAGUGAUUUCCCACGAUUGAUUAGACUGAAACAAAAAUACUGUUAAACUGAAGUCUAGUGGAACAAUGUAUUAAACACGCAGCCAUGCAAUCGUAUUGACUGUGAAACUGCACACAGAUGUGUUACACCGGCGCUGUGUCGUUUUCCAGCAGCCAGUACUUGCGUGGAGGACUGGCGCCAUCUACUGGGAGACGUGAGAAUACCGGGGAGAGGUUUGUCAUUCAUUUCAAUGGGAGAGAGAUGAUUCAGUCUCUGGUAUCUGGAAAGUUAAUAAUCGCAUUUAAAUGAGUGUAUUAGCUCAUGUGUUUGUAUUAUACAUGACAGUGAUACAAGGUAUUAAGGUUUGUAACUUUAUAAAUGAACCUGCUAUUCUAUAAAUGAACCAACAUUUCCUUGUCAUUUUAUUAACUGGCUGAUCAGCUGGUAACUUUUAAUCAUUUUUAUUAUAUAAUUAAUAAAACUAUUAUCUGUGUGCUUGUUUUAAAUACAUGCAUUAAUCUCCUGCUUUCAUACAUCACCGCAUGUAUUAUUAGUAGCAUUAUUAAUACAUUUAACGGUACUCGAGUAUAAAAAUGCUCCUGUUUUCUUGAUUAUACGGUAAAAUGCCAAAGAGCU